AGAAGUGAGUGAAUAAAUCAAGCCAUUGAAACAAUGGAGAAUUUCAAUAGUCUAGAACAAGUUACAUUGACUAAGGAGUAUAUAAAGAAACAUCGUUUGAAUGAGCUAUUUGCUCAUUUUCUAAAGCUUCUAUUGUAUCACAUUCCGGAAGAUCCUCGCGGAUUCUUAUCCAAAGAAAUCAAGAAAAUCAGUGAGGAGAAGACUCGCUCGUCUUUUUUUAAUGAAAAAGACCUUGAAACGAUGUUUGAGCUAAUCGAUGUGACGCGGCAAAAGUACAUCACCGAGCAACAACUGUGGAAUACGUGUCGUAAUUUGUCAAUGAAUGACAACACUGAUACUGAUGACGAGCAGUCCAGCUCUGCUCAGCAAUCCCUUGAACAGGCCAUUGCAAAUGCAGUGGACGAAAAUGGGCAUGUGACGCUAGAAAAAUUCAAGGAGGUGGUUUCUUCAUUACUCCUUGUCACAAAUAUGUCAAUCGUAUGAAUCUGAAAUCAAACUAUGUCCGUUUAUAUCUAUAUAGAUAUCUAUUAGUGGUGUAAGGUGAUAUUGUGAAUGUAUAGUCAAUCAUUUCACGUAAAA
Messenger RNA from Phytomonas sp. Hart1, 579 nucleotides. The record is from the annotation of a GenBank genome assembly. NCBI's taxonomy places the organism in Eukaryota, Euglenozoa, Kinetoplastea, Trypanosomatida, Trypanosomatidae.